AUGUACCGUUUAAGUCAAUACGAUGAUUCAGAAGAUGAUUUCAGAAGCGGAUGCGAUUGUACAUCGACAACAAGAACGACACGAUGUUGUUGUCAAGGGAAAGAGCUUUUCGAGAUACCCAAAAAUCUCAGCACACGAUUGAAUAUCUUAUACAUUUACAACGCUUCAAUUACAACUCUUGAUAUAAGUUCUUUUGAAAAAUAUCGAUACUUGGAAGAGCUAGAUGUUUCCGGUUUGUUGAAACUCGAGAUUUUCAACGCUUCGCUUUUUGGUUUGGUGAAUUUGAGGAAAAUAGCAAUCAGUGAUUGUCCGCUUUUGAAAGAAAUUCGAGGGAAACUGAUUCGAGAGAAUUUCCGAAUGCAAUCACUAAUCGUCACUCGAACUGGUUUGCAAAUUAUGCCCGCCAUUGAGAUGACGUCCCGAAAUCGAAUGGAGGUAGAAAUCGAUCUCUCGUACAAUCACAUUCAAUACAUCGGCAACGAACGCGUCAAAGAGCUCAAGGCUCGAUCUUUCAAAUUGGAUCACAAUGAUAUUUUUCAUAUUGACAGCAGCGCUUUCUACAACAGUACAAUCCUUUCACUAAAUGUUUCUAAUAACCCCAAGUUGAACAGCCUAUCGAGUGACGCUUUUCGCGAUAUUGUUCAGCUAGAUAAGUUAGACCUCUCGCAUACCUCAAUCGAAACUCUCCCAAUAAAUGGCCUCAAAAACAUCAAAACGCUUGCCCUCCGCAAUGUGCCGAAUCUCAAAAAGUUGCCCUCCGUUUUCUCGUUUUCUCAACUUCAGAAAGCUUUCUUCACUUAUCCACAUCACUGUUGUCUAUUUAAGCAUCUCGACUUCGAGGGAAACUCUCAGCAAGCCGGUGAAAUCAAGCGACGAAUGUGCAUGGAUAAAGAAAAGAAAAAGCUACAAAAACGAAGCGUUGUUGGAGCAAAGAUAAAGCUCGGGACAUCGACACGUUCUCCAAAAGCUUCAACAGAACGUGAUUUGCUUAGGGAAAAGAUGUGGUUCGAUUUCCUGGAUCCAUUCGGAAACGAGGUAGAAACCGAGGAGCUGCUAGAUAGCGAUUUGCCACCAUUCGAUCCCGAAGAGUUGGGCUUCGAGAAGUGUUUGGAGGAGACAUCGAUGGAGAUUGUACGAGAUUUCUACUACAAUAUUACGUGUACUCCGGAGCCGGAUGCGCUGAAUCCAUGCGAAAAUAUUGUUGGAUAUUCACUAUUGAGACGAGCGAUUUGGGUGGUUUGGAUCGCAGCCAUUUUGGGAAAUGCCCUCGUUUGGAUAGUUUUGGCGAUGGCGUACGAGCGGCGAAUGAGAGUCCACUACUUGUUCAUGUUCAAUCUCAGUGUUGGCGAUUUGAUCACUGGUGUCUACUUGGCAUUUUUGGCAAUCGAGGACACAAGAACGGCUGAUGAGUACUAUCGUUAUGCGGUCGAUUGGCAAACUGGUUGGGGCUGUUCGGUGGCCGGUUUCUUGGCGGUUUUCGCUUCACAGCUCUCGAUUAUCUCGAUGUUUUUCAUCGCUUUUGAAAUGGCCUACAAUACCAGAAAAGCGAUUUAUGGCCGCCGCUUGGGAAUCGGUGUUGGGAUGUCGAUGAUGAUCGGUGGAUAUUUUUUUGCCGCUUUCAUGGCUAUCCUUCCGCUUUUCGGAAUAUCCAGCUAUUCAACUUCAAGUAUUUGUCUUCCAUUGAGAGUCGAAACACUUUGGGAUAAAUUAUAUAUCAUGUUUGGUCUUGGCUUUAAUAUCACGGCUUUCACAGGAAUGGUCAUCUCCUAUAUUUUCAUCUUUUGGAUGCUCAGAUUAGAGGAUCCAAAUACCCCAAAUCGACCCGAAGACAAAGCGGUGAUCAAGAAAAUGGCACUAUUGAUAAUAACUGAUAUGAUCUGCUGGUUUCCAACGUUAUUCUUUGGUCUCACGGCAGCGCUCGGAUUCCCAAUGAUUUCCAUCUCGAAUGCAAAAAUUUUCCUCGUUUUCUUCUUCCCGAUCAACUCAUUUAUGAACCCUUUUCUUUACGUAUUCUUCACAAAAGUGAUUCAACGCCACUUCCGGAAUAAGGCCAUCCCUGCCAUCAAGAAGUUCGGCAGUGUCGCGAGGUUAUCUACAAUUACGCACUUCUACUCGCAAAAUCCGCCAAGCGAUCGAAGAAAAACUCAUGGCGAAGAAGCUCUCAACACCACUCUCGACAACAAACUCUUGGGUGUAACUCAAACAACAGACGCUCUAACUCCAUGCCGAACUCCGCGUGGAUCAACCGGUGAUUGUAGUGCUUUCGAUUUCCCUGAAAACGGUCGAAGGACUCCUCGGGUUUCUUUCCAAGAAGAGAUCGAACUGUUAGAUAUGUCACAAAGCGCAAGUACCUCAAGGCCGCUUUCACCGCCUUCAACACCACCAACGACAAGAAGAUCGGUUUUCGCGAGAUUUCAAAGUAUGCUACGAAAUGUCAGCGCUAUUCCAGAGGUAUCUGAACAUUCGGGAAGUGAGGGAACGAAUUGUGUAAACUAUAACGAGGCACCGCCAAGAGAUUUCCGAUCAAAGCCAUCCUCAUUUUUCCGUCGACCGUUCAUGAAUCGUCGUCGUGAGGGGAGCACAAGGAGUGGAGAGCAGGACAGCGGCAGAGGAAGUUGGGCAUCGAUAUCCACGAAUGGUCUUCCGAAUCAAGAGCGCCUCUCGCUCUCAACAAAUCAUGAUGCAGAAAGUGAUGAAGAAAGACGCGAGCAAAUCCCACUAAAAAGGCUAAGACAUCGAACGAGUGAACCGAUGGUGAUGGUUCACCGAUCAGCCGAUACAGAAGACGUUGGAGCAGAAGCAGAAGCAGAAGCACAGUCCCAGAAAAAAGCCUUCAAAACAACGAGCUCGAACGAAAAACGAUCAAGAGAAAAUCGACGACAGAGUGUUCCGGCAAUGAUCCCUUUGUUGAUUGUUAGUGAAUGCUCGGAGAAUAGUAACAGUAGU
Mesorhabditis belari is the source of this 2946-nucleotide messenger RNA. The record is from the annotation of a GenBank genome assembly. Lineage: Eukaryota; Metazoa; Nematoda; Chromadorea; Rhabditida; Rhabditidae.